AGCAAGCCGGCUCCCCGGGGACACCCCAGGGUGGCCAGACCAGAGCGGCCACAGGUAGCCGAGCGGCCAGAGCAGGCCGCUGUACUGGGCUCUGAGCUGGCGCUAGUCCCCGCUGCGGGCAUGGAAGGCUGUGGGGCAGAGGACCUCAUGCCAGGCCUGGUCCCCGAGCUGCUGAGGCUGCAUGAGGUCCAGCUGUGCCUGGCCCAGGAGCAGCUGCUGCUGGAGGACCGCCGGCGGCAGGUCCAACUGCAGAUGCAGCUGUGGCAGGAGGAGCAGCUGUGGCUGCAGCAGCUGUGGCAGGAGGAGCAGGCCUGGGUGCGCGUGGAGGGGCUGGAGCUGGCUAUGGCCCUGGAGCAACUCCGGAGUGAGGGCCUCGAGGAGCUGCAGACCCAAGGCCAGGUCCCUGGCCCCGACAUGGCCCGUCGCUCCCAGAGCUCCUCGCAGGGGGACAACCCGCUAGCACCUGGGUACCUGCCACCCCACUACAAAGAGUACUACCGCCUGGCAGUGGACGCGCUGGCCGAGGGCGGCCCAGAGGCCUACAGCCGCUUCCUGGCGUCCGAAGGUGCGCCUGCCUUCCUGUGCCCUGAGGAGCUGGAACACGUGAGCCGCCACCUACGGCCCCCACAGCAUGUUGCUCCUGAGCCCCCAGAAGGCAGCCCUCCCAAUGUGGACUUGGAUGGCUCCUCUGGCACCUACUGGCCUGUGAACUCAGACCAGGCGGUACCUGAACUCGACCUGGGCUGGCCCCUGACCUUCGGCUUCCAGGGCACUGAGGUCACCACACUGGUGCAGCCACCGCCACCUGACAGCCCCAGCAUCAAGGACGAGGCUCGAAGGAUGAUCCGCUCUGCCCAGCAGGUGGUGGCUGUGGUGAUGGACAUGUUCACCGACGUGGACCUUCUUGGUGAAGUGUUGGAGGCUGCUGCUCGCCGCGUUCCAGUCUACAUCCUCCUAGAUGAGAUGAAUGCGCAGCACUUCCUGGACAUGGCCGACAAGUGCCGCGUCAACCUGCACCACGUGGAUUUCCUGCGUGUGCGCACUGUGGCGGGCCCCACCUACUACUGCCGCACUGGGAAGUCCUUCCAGGGCCAUGUGAAGGAGAAGUUCCUCCUAGUGGAUUGUGCCGUGGUGAUGAGUGGGAGCUACAGCUUUAUGUGGUCCUUCGAGAAGAUCCACCGCAGCCUGGCGCACGUGUUCCAGGGCGAGCUGGUCUCCAGCUUCGAUGAGGAAUUCCGCAUCCUCUUCGCACAGUCCGAGCCGCUGGUUCCCUCGGCUGGGGCGCUAGCCCGCAUGGAUGCCUACGCCCUGGCUCCAUACGCCGGCGCUGGGCCCCUCAUGGGCGGCCAAGUGACGGGGGCACCGACCCCUUUCUCCUUCCCAAAACGAGCCCACCUCCUGUUCCCACCGCCUCGGGAAGAAGGCCUGGGCUUCCCCUCCUUUCUCGACCCUGACCGCCACUUCCUGUCGGCCUUCCGCCGAGAGGAGUCACCGCGGAUGCCGGGGGGCGCCCUGGAGCCGCACGCUGGGAUGCGGCCACUGUCACGGCGGCUGGACGCCGAGGCUGGACCAGGCGGGGAACUCUCGGGCCCGCGGGGCUUCCUUCAGGCACGGCACCUAGAGAUGGAUGCCUUCAAGAGGCACAGCUAUGCGGCCGCAGACGGCAUGGGCGCCGUGGAGAACUUCGCAGCCGCGCGGCAGGUGUCGCGACAGGCGUUCCUCAGCCACGGUGAUGACUUCCGCUUCCAGACCAGCCACUUCCACCGCGACCAGCUCUACCAGCAGCAUUACCAGUGGGACCCGCAGCUUGCCCCCGCACGUCCACAGGGCCUGUUUGAGAAGCUGCGCGCCGGCCGCCCUGGCUUCACCGACCACGAUGACUUCACCCUGGGCGCCGGGCCACGCUUCCCCGAGCUCAGCCCAGACGGACACCAGCGGCUGGACUACGUGCCGUCCAGUGCGUCGCGGGAGGUGCGCCAUGGCUCGGACCCCGCCUUCGGGCCCGGGCCCCGUGGUCUGGAACCCGGCGGGGCCCCACGCCCCAAUCUGGGCCAGCGCUUCCCUUGCCAGGCUGCAACGAGGCUAGGCCCAGAGAUUGGGCCCGAGGCGGAGCCGGAGCGCAGGGGCGGGCCCGAGGGGCGGGCGGGACUGCGGCACUGGCGCCUGGCCUCCUACCUGAGCGGCUGCCAUGGUGAGGACGCGGGUGACGAGGGCCUGCCUGCACCAAUGGAGGCCGAGGCCUAUGAAGACGAUGUGCUGGUUUCUGGGGGCCGGGUGGCCGCCGGGGACCUACUUCCCUCAGCCUUCCGCGGCGGUGGUGGGGAUGGCCCAGAUCGCGAGGGCCUGGAGGAGGCAGGCCUUACCAAACAGGAUUCUUUCCGCUCGCGCUUGAACCCGCUGAUUCAGCGCAGCUCGCGGCUGCGCUCCUCACUCAUCUUCAGUGCCUCGCAGGCUGAGGGGACGGGCGGGGCCGCAGCAGCCACCACGGAAAAGGUGCAGCUGCUGCACAAGGAGCAGGCGGUCAGCGAGAUGGUGGGGUCCAGCGGCGAGGCUGUACGCUCUGCUGCCUCCACCAAGGUGGCCGAGCUCCUGGAGAAGUACAAGGGCCCGUCUCGAGAUCCCGGCGGCGGCGGCGGCGGCGGCGGCGUGGGGGCCUCAGUCACGGUGGCCAGCCAUAGCAAGGCUGUCAUGUCCCAGGCGUGGCGGGAGGAGGUGUCGGUGCCUGGUGGCACAGGGGGUGAGCGCCGCAGCCUGGAAAGCUGCCUGCUGGACCUGCGCGACUCCUUCACACAGCGGCUUCACCAGGAGGCUGAGCGGCAACCGGGAGCUGCCACUCUCACUGCCACCCAGCUGCUCGACACCCUGGGUCGGAGCGGCAGCGGCACAGACCGGCUGCCUUCCCGCUUCCUCUCUGCCCAGGGCCACUCCACCUCCCUGCAAGGGCAAGACAGCCCCCCACCAGAGGGGCCUGGAGCUCACCAAGCACCCCACUCUGAGCCAAAAGGGAGUCCCACCUCAGCCUACCCAGAGCAGAAGGGGGGUCCCACGCCUGGGUUCCCCACCCGCAGAGGCAGCCCCACCACAGCAUUCACCGAGCAGAAAGGGAACCCCACCUCUGUCUACCCUGAGCGCAAGGGCAGCCCGGUGCCCCCUGUGCCAGAGCGCAGGGGCAGCCCAGUACCCCCUGUGCCAGAGCGCAGGGGCAGCCCGGUGCCCCCUGUGCCAGAGCGCAGGGGCAGCCCAGUACCCCCUGUGCCAGAGCGCAGAGGCAGCCUCACCCUUCCCCUCUCUGGGGAGUCUCCGAAGACCGGGCCCACAGAGGAGGCGGCCGGCGGUCCCAUGGAAGUUUUGCGCAAGGGCUCCGUGCGGCUGCGGCAGCUGCUGAGCCCCAAGGGUGAGCGGCGCACAGAGGAUGAGGGCAGCUUCCCAGCUCCGCAGGAGAACGGGCAGCCUGAGAGCCCCCGGCGCCCGUCUCUGGGCCGGGUUGACAGCGCAGAGGCCACAACGGGAGAUGAGCGGGGCCCGCGGGGACGCGUAGCCUCGGCCACAGCUAACGCCUUGUACAGCAGCAACCUGCGGGACGACACGAAAGCCAUUCUGGAGCAGAUCAGCGCCCACGGCCAGAAGCACCGGGGAGGCCCCUCCCCGGCCCCGACCCCGACCCCCGCCCAUGGCAGCCCCGAGCUAGGCCGCCCACCAGCUGCCAGCGGCCUGGCCCCUGACAUGUCCGACAAGGACAAAUGUUCAGCCAUCUUCCGCUCAGACAGCCUGGGGACGCAAGGCCGGCUGAGCCGCACGCUGCCAGCCAGCGUGGAGGAGCGCGACCGGCUGCUGCGCCGCAUGGAGAGCAUGCGCAAAGAGAAGCGUGUCUACAGCCGCUUCGAAGUCUUCUGCAAAAAGGAGGAGGCCGGGGGGCCAGGGGCC
Vicugna pacos (alpaca) is the source of this 3924-nucleotide messenger RNA. It is a transcript of the gene SACK1H, whose product is annotated as family with sequence similarity 83 member H. The record is from RefSeq and is a predicted model, not a curated record. Gene Ontology annotation, molecular function: keratin filament binding; protein kinase binding. Gene Ontology annotation, cellular component: keratin filament. NCBI's taxonomy places the organism in Eukaryota, Metazoa, Chordata, Mammalia, Artiodactyla, Camelidae. Gene Ontology annotation, biological process: positive regulation of cell migration; signal transduction; protein localization to cytoskeleton.